This is a messenger RNA of Arabidopsis thaliana (thale cress), 665 nucleotides long. RefSeq lists its product as uncharacterized. The record is from RefSeq and is marked reviewed. Bases 158 to 388 code for a protein of 76 amino acids. The transcript has a single exon. Lineage: Eukaryota; Viridiplantae; Streptophyta; Magnoliopsida; Brassicales; Brassicaceae.
AUCACUGUCUACCUAACACAUUUUUCUUUUUCACCUUCUUUAUAUAAACAGUCUCUCUCUAUCUCCCGAUCUCAUCACUCUCACACACAACAAUCUCUCUCUUCUUAUCUCUCUUUUCUCUCUUCCCAAUCCUUGUUGUCUGAAUCUGUAGCUAACCAUGUCGGAGAGACCAAGCCGUCACCAGAGAAGACCUUCUCAGAGCGUUUUUCCGAUCUCCCUUGACGAUCUCUCCGAUAUCUCUCUCGCAGCAAAUCCUCCUUCCACCGUUCCUACUAACCCGCCACGUCACCAGAUCCCUCCGCCGUCUCCUGCAGCUCCUCCGGCUAACCGUAGCAACAAUGACGACAAUGUUAGCAAAGAUCACCAUGGGAACGCCUCUUCUAAUUAAUAUCGCUUUUUUUUGUCUUUGGUUUUAAUAUAAGUUUCAGCCUUUUAAUUAUCGCAUAAGCCUUUCUUUUCUCUUAAUAAUCAGAUUUUGUCUUUCUUUACUAUUGUAUGAUAAUCCCAUGAAUCAAUCGUAGUUUCGUAUUUCGGGUUUAUGGUGGUAUUGAAUGAUGAAUAACAAAAUCUGAAUUAAACUUAGACAAAUGUUUGAUUAUGACAAAAUUAUACUAAACAAAAAUCGUUGUUAGAAUUCAUUUUUCAUGUAACUGUUAAGAAAAUAC